Sphenostylis stenocarpa is the source of this 1716-nucleotide messenger RNA. The record is from the annotation of a GenBank genome assembly. NCBI's taxonomy places the organism in Eukaryota, Viridiplantae, Streptophyta, Magnoliopsida, Fabales, Fabaceae.
AUGGAGAGCUUUGCACUCAAUUCUCUCUCACCAUCUUCUCCCUUUUCCCAACUCCGUCAUCGUCAUCCUCCUCGCCCCAUUAUCUCCAGAUCCCAAUUCUCACUCGCCACCCCAUUUUCUCUCCGAUCACCCAUCAUCAUCUCCCAACCCUUCUCCUUACCUUCCAAAGCCAAAACCUUUAAAUUCAACCCCUUUUCAAAACCCCAUUACCCAAUUCAAGCUUCUUCAUCACCUCCUCCACCUUCAAAGUCCCCACCACCACCACCAUCACCACCUGCAACAACAACAACACCUCUCCAGGGUGCAAAGCCCGGGCCUUUUUUUAUUUCCAUAUGCAUCGGCCUCAUUGUUCGCUUCUUCGUCCCCAAACCGGUGGAAGUUACCCCCGAGGCCUGGCAGCUCCUCUCCAUUUUCCUCUCCACAGUCGCGGGCCUUGUUCUCAGCCCGCUUCCCGUCGGGGCAUGGGCCUUUCUGGGUCUCACGGCCACUGUCCUCACCAAGACUCUCACUUUCUCAGCGGCGUUCAGCGCCUUCACCAAUGAGGUCAUCUGGCUCAUCGUCAUUUCCUUCUUCUUCGCUCGUGGAUUCGUGAAGACUGGACUUGGGGAUAGGGUUGCCACUUACUUCGUGAAGUGGAUGGGAAAGAGCACUCUGGGUCUCUCUUAUGGGCUCACAUUCAGUGAAGUGCUGAUUGCACCGGCAAUGCCUAGCACCACCGCCAGGGCUGGUGGGGUUUUCUUGCCCAUUAUCAAGUCACUCUCACUCUCCGCUGGUAGUGAACCCGGUAGUCCCUCAGCUAAGAGACUCGGGGCUUUCCUCGUUCAGAAUCAAUUUCAGUCUGCUGGUAACUCUAGUGCUCUUUUCCUAACUGCUGCAGCUCAAAAUCUGCUGUGUAUGAAAUUAGCAGAGGAGCUUGGGGUGAUAGUUCCAACCCCUUGGGUUACUUGGUUUAAGGCAGCUAGUUUACCCGCGUUUGUUUGUCUUCUUCUCACACCAUUGAUUUUGUACAAGCUCUAUCCCCCCGAAAUCAAGGACACACCAGAGGCUCCUGCCCUGGCUGCCAAGAAACUGGAAAGUAUGGGCCCUGUCACUAAAAAUGAAUGGAUUAUGAUUGCCACAAUGCUUCUUGCAGUUUCCUUGUGGAUCUUUGGAGACACUAUUGGCAUAGCAAGCACUGUAGCUGCAAUGAUAGGUUUAUCAAUACUCCUCGUAUCAGGAGUCCUUGACUGGAAUGAUUGCUUGAAUGAAAAAUCGGCAUGGGAUACCUUAGCUUGGUUUGCCAUUUUGGUGGGUAUGGCAAGCCAGUUAACAAACCUUGGAAUUGUGAACUGGAUGUCUGAUUGUGUGGCUCACAACCUUCGGUCGUUAUCUUUGAGCUGGCCGGCUUCACUAGCUGUUCUUCAGGCAGCUUACUUUUUCAUCCACUAUGUUUUUGCAAGUCAGACUGGACAUGUGGGGGCUUUAUACCCUGCGUUUCUUGCCAUGCAUAGGGCAGCAGGUGUUCCUAGUACACUGGCAGCGCUUGCUUUAGGUUAUAAUACAAAUCUUUUUGGUGCAAUAACACACUAUAGUAGUGGCCAGGCUGCUGUAUACUAUGGAGCUGGUUAUGUAGACCUUCCGGAUAUCUUCAAAAUGGGGUUCAUCAUUGCUGUUGUUAAUGCUGUCAUCUGGGGAGGUGUUGGCUCUUUGUGGUGGAAAUUUUUGGGCUUGUAUUAA